AUGAGGUUCAAGGCUGGUUUAAUCUACUUGUCCAUGGUAGCUUGUUUUCUUCCCCCUCCCUUCUACUUUGUAUCUUGUUUGAACUCCGACGGUCAAACAUUAUUAUCGCUCUCAAGGCGCUGGAUUACCACACCCCAGUCAAUCUUGUCAUCCUGGAAUGCUUCUGAUGCUGAUCCUUGUUUGUGGGGUGGUGUUCUCUGUGACCCUAAUAAGUUGGUGGUCUCUCUCAACCUAUCAAGUUCUCAUAUUAUGGGUGAGAUAGGACCAGAAAUCUCCAUGUUAACACAACUGAAAUCAUUGAAUUUAAGCUCCAACUAUAUCUCUGGAACAAUUCCUUCACAGAUAGGCAAUUGCAGCCGUAUUCAACAAUUAGACUUGGCUAACAACAUCCUUUCUGGGAAGAUACCCAAAAGCGUUGGAAACUUGUUAGAUUUAAUGUAUUUGGAUUUGUCUUAUAACCAAUUUAUAAGUCUUCCACCUGAUUUGGGAAACUGUAGUAACCUGGAACAAUUUGCGGUUGUGGGUUGUGGGUUAACUGGUCCAGUCCCCUCUUCUUUUGGCCAACUUACCAAGGUGACUCUCCUUUACCUUUCCAUUAACCAGCUUUCAGGAAACAUACCUCCUCAGCUUGCCAAUUGCACCUCUUUGACUGAUCUCCAACUAAACGAUAAUCAACUUGAGGGUAGUAUUCCAAGUGAACUCGGUAGACUUAAGUUAACAACCCUUUAUUUGUUUACGAACCGUUUAACAGGUGAGGUUCCAAUGAGUAUUUGGAAAAUCGACACGCUGGAAAACCUUCUUAUUAAUGGGAAUGGUCUUUUUGGUGAACUGCCCAUUGAAAUCGUGCAGCUGAAGCACUUGAAAGUAUUUACCUUAUAUGACAAUCAUUUCUUUGGUGUCAUACCACAAAGCUUAGGAAUCAAUGACAGUCUCACCAUAGUUGAUUUCUAUAAUAACUCCUUCUCUGGACCAAUCCCUCCAAAUCUUUGUUCCGGGAACCAACUGGAGAGGCUGAUUUUGGGGUUUAAUUCUUUCCAAGGGAGUAUUCCUUCUGAGUUUGGAAACUGUGCGAGUCUUAAACGAUUGAUUAUAAAUAACAGUAAUCUCACAGGGGUUCUUCCACACUUUGUCAAUACUCCAAACAUGUUACACAUGAACCUUGAGGGCAACCGGUUCACUAGACAAAUUCUGGGUAGCUUUGGUAAGCUUACUAAUAUUACAUUAAUUAAUCUCUCAAAGAAUAGGCUUUCAGGUCUUUUACCAAUGGAGCUAGGAAACCUCCUGUGGCUUCAGGCUCUGGACCUAUCACACAAUGCGCUGGAAGGUCCUUUGCCGCCUGAAUUAGCUAGUUGCAGCAUGCUGUUGAAGUUUAAUGCAAGUCAUAACUUUUUCAAUGGCUCAAUUCCAACCGCUUUGCAGACCAUGUCAAGGUUGUCGACUCUUGAUUUAAGCCAAAAUCAAUUCUCAGGAAGCAUUCCAACUUUCAUAUCCGAACUCAAAGCUCUAGUAGAUCUUCAACUUGGUGGAAACACAUUACGUGGAAUGAUACCUUCAUCAGUAAUAGAGUUGGAGAGACUUGUCACAUUGAAUUUCAGCUACAACGGUCUGACAGGUCGUAUUCCUUCAAAUUUCAGUAAACUGGUUAUGUUACAGAAUUUGGAUGUUUCUCAUAACCAUCUAACCAACAAUUUAGCAUCACUUUCAGAGCUUCAUGUGUUAGCCAACCUCAACCUCUCGUACAAUCUCUUCAUUGGUCCGAUACCAGCAAAUUUGGUGAAAUUUUUGAACUCUUCAUUCUUGGAAAAUCCAGGUCUUUGUGUUGAUUGUGGACUAGAUAACUGUGAUGUUGUCAGCAGAAAUUUCAGACAUUGCACCAGUCAUUCAGACCAGACGAGUCUUACCAAGUUCCAAACUGCAAUGGUAGCUCUUGGGGCAUCAGCAUUUCUGUUUGCAGUUAUUGGACUUGGUUUCAUGUUCCAUUCUGGGCAAAGAGAAAAACAUGAUAUCGAAGAUCGUUCUUUGUUUCACAAAGUAAUGGAAGCUACAGAGGAUCUAAAUGACAGGUACAUUAUCGGGCGAGGGACCCAUGGAACUGUGUAUAAGGCUUCAUUGGGUCCAGAUGGAGUGUAUGCUGUAAAGAAACUAAUGUUUGGAGGCAGUAAGGAAGGAAUCACGAGCAUGGUUCGAGAGGUUGAGACAAUUGGUAAGGUGAGACACAGAAAUCUUGUGAGAUUGGAGGAUAUUCAGAUGGAAAAAGAUUAUGGUUUGAUACUAUACAAGUAUAUGCAGAAUGGUAGUCUUCAUGAUAUUCUGCAUGAGGUACAUCCACCUCCAUUGUUAGAUUGGAGUAUUCGUUGUAAAAUAGCUCUCGGAACUGCCCACGGUCUAGCAUAUCUCCAUUUUGACUGCGAUCCGCCUGUUGUUCACAGAGAUAUAAAACCUAUGAACAUUCUUUUGGAUGAAGAGAUGGAACCACAUAUCUCAGAUUUUGGCAUUGCAAAGCUUCUAGAUCAAUCAUCUCCAACACUAAUGAGUGGCACACUUCGGGGCACCAUUGGCUACAUUGCUCCAGAAUGCGCAUUUACAUCAAAGGAAAGCAAGGAGUGUGAUGUGUAUAGUUAUGGGGUUGUGUUACUAGAACUGAUAACCAGAAGGAAGGCAGUUGAUCCUUCUUUUUCAGAUACAGAUGGAUUAGACCUUGUGAAGUGGCUUGCGUUGAGGUGUACAGAAACGGAAUCAAGUAGAAGACCAUCAAUGAGAGACGUGGUCAAAGAAUUGGAAGAUGUAUAUGCAGCAAUCCGAAACAAUCUUAGUGGAACGGAAAGUGUACUCAACCGUACCGAUCUUGCGGGUAGUGAACGUCUUUGCAAAAGCGGGUCAACCGGGGACCGGUUACAGGAAACUCAACCCAUCAACAAAAGUUUAAAACAGAAAGUAGCUGGAACUAAGGGAAAAUAUUUUGGUCACAAAACAGUCGCAACAAGACCAAAACCAGUCCAGUCGCAAGAAGGUUGCAACAAGGCCAUAUCCAGUUCGGUUGCAAAACGGUCGCAACAAGGCCAUAACCAGAAGCGGUCGCAAAUUUUGCAAUCGUUUUUGUAG
This is a messenger RNA of Helianthus annuus (common sunflower), 3102 nucleotides long. Its product is annotated as receptor-like protein kinase. Gene Ontology annotation, cellular component: plasma membrane. Lineage: Eukaryota; Viridiplantae; Streptophyta; Magnoliopsida; Asterales; Asteraceae. The coding region runs from base 1 to 3102 and encodes 1033 amino acids. The transcript is spliced from 6 exons. Gene Ontology annotation, biological process: hormone-mediated signaling pathway; protein phosphorylation. The record is from RefSeq and is a predicted model, not a curated record. Gene Ontology annotation, molecular function: protein kinase activity; ATP binding; protein binding.